UUUUACCUAGAAUACAGUUCUCCAGGGAAAAGGCGAUUUGAUGAGGUUGAAGCCAUUGGAGACAGUCCAAACAAAAAAGGGAGAAGAAACCGAUUCAAAUGGGGACCAGCAUCCACUAGUAUCUUAUAUCAAGCAUAUGAAGAUCAAAAAAACCCUUCAAAAGAAGAAAGGUUUGUAACAGCAUUGCCUAUUUUGCAGGAGGCUAGAAUAUGGGUGUUAAUAUUUCCUAUAAACAAGACCUUUGCUGCGGUGGUUUCUUGGUGUUGCAGAUCUAGAUGGGUGCGGCCGCCAAAUAAUGCAAUACAAAAGAUUGAAUAGACCCUGAGCAAUACCACACCAAAAUACAAACUGAACCAACAAUUAAUGCUUUUCUGCAACACCAAGAAACAUCCCUUUUUGUUUUAGUUUUGAUGAUGAACCAGCAUUUUUUGUCUGAUAGUCCCUGUGGAAAUAUUAACUUUCAUGCAAAUGCCAAAAUCUAAUGCUCUUGGUAAUAACAGUAUUUAAGGUUUGCCUUGACAUUUUAAAGGCCUUAGUGACUUUGAUAAGCUAAGGCCCGGUUCGGAUGCGGUACUUUUCAUGAGCAGAACCUAAUACAUUAAAUAAAGUACAUGAAAAGUUCGGUGUCUGAAUCAAUUAGGAACGCCUAUUUCAAUUUGGAAGGACUCAGCCGUUCUUUCCGCCUUGUCCGGCCGGAAAUUCCCACUUUGGAUCAACAUUGAAACUCCUUUGAUUCAGAAGCCGAACUGGCCGGAUGGAUAAGUCAUUUGGGAAAUAAUUAAAUUAUAAGUAUUUUCUCAAAAUUUCCACUACUGCCAAGCAAACCAUUUAAGAAUGGACUGAUCUGGCUUGAUAGUGGUGAUAAAUAGUAGAAUUCUCUUUGCAACUGGACUGGUCUGAGCAGCCAGUGUUAAUGUUUCUGAGCAGCCAAGUCUAAUGAAUCUUUGAUCAAAAGAAGACUUUAAUAUUAAAUCAGUUUUCACCUGGAUAUUUGGAUUCACUCGGGGCCUUAUUUCAUUAUAGAUAUACUUUCUGUUUGAAGUUUUCUGUGUGUAGAUUGGGGAACAGUAUGUUCUGUAACUAGUUAGACAUGUAAUAUUAAGGCUAUGGCUAUGGCCAAAAAUCGUUUUAAGGGUUGCUACUAAACCCAUAUGUGUGUUGAGUUGUUUGCCCUGAAAAGGUUUUCUCCGAAUUCUCUGGUUUUCCCCUUUCCUGAAAACCAACAUUCCAAUUUGACCAGGAAUGGUGGACGAAGAACGACUGUGUGAAUCUGUUACCUAUAAAUCUUAUUUAUUUAUUAUGGCUUUUUAUACGAGGAACAACAAGAUGCGUCUUUCAUAAGAUGCGUCCUAAAUAAGACGCAAACUAUCUCGUAUAAACUGCACCUUAAGAUGCGUCUUAUCGAAGAACAGGUGUUAGGGGCUGUUCUUAGAUAAGAUGUGUCUUAGCUUAAUUUCAAACUGAGUGUGCCAUUUAUACGGGAUAGUUGGCCUCUUAUUUAGGACAUGUCUUAUGUAAGAUGGGUGUUAACAGCCCUAUUUUCUAUCUAUUUAUUUAAACCUAAUUGAAUGAUUUUGUGAAAAAUUUUCCAGGGAAGUACUGGUGGAGUCUUGCAACCGGGCAGAAUGUACCCAGAGAGGGGUUCCAUAUGACAAUGUGGAGGGGCUUGGUCCAAACCUAGUAACAGAGAGCCGUGUAUACAACUGGUUUGCUAACAGGCGUAAGGAGGAAACAUUUAGGUUGAAGCUUGCAAUUGAUGCUGCAAACUAUCCAGAGACACCUGGGCAAGGUGGGUCAUCACCUUUAGCUACAUGAUAAUUAUGAACUACACCUUUUGCUGUCAUUUGUGUGAAAUGGCGACCAACAGUGCAAAAAUACAUUCAUUAGCGUGAAAAGCGAACAUUUGCACAUAAAUCAGAUUCAAAUAACGAUUUUUGCAUUUUAAUCAACAUUCAAUAACAUUUUUGGGCAUUCAUUUGCAUCAUUUGACAUACAAAAGAGAAAAAUAUACUUUCAUUAAUGCCAACAUUCGAGUCAUUAUCAUUAUCUUGAAAAUCAUUGGGGACAAUAGACAAACAUUUAAGUGCAAAUGCUAUUCAGUAGCAUUUUUUAUAACACUGUUUGCAAUUCAGUAGCAUUCCUGGACAGCUUUAGAAUGGAUAAGACAAACGUUUAUGCCCUUGUACAAUCAAUUGAGUGUUCUUUACAUUUAAUAUACAAAAAUCUAUUUUCAAUCAAACAAUAGAAAUUCAAACAAAUUUGGUCUGAAUUUCAGUCUGUUAAAUGUAUAUCCCUCAAAAACCUAUAUAUUUAAACAUUCUAGGAGGUAGGUUUGCAUGAAAUCGUACCCCUUAGCACAUUUAGCUGCAGUCACAAUGUCAUGUGUCUGCGCAGAGCAGAGCUUCAAGCACCGCAGUUGUUGUGUUCAACAUUUUGGGCAAAACAUUAAUUUUAUAAUAUUCAAGCUCUUGCCAUCACUUAUUCUUCCCACUACAAUCUAUAUCAAAGGCCUACCAUUGUGCAUAAUUUCACUGAGUCUUUGUAAGCAGAAAAUAAUUCAUGACUGCUGAUUGUAACAUUGUGCUUUGUAGGACACGUCGCUGUAUCCCAACCAUUAGCUUCUCCAGGCAUACACACUCCAAUGUCACCAGUAAUUCCACAUCCCACGACUACUUCAUUAGUACCUCCCCUGGCCAAGAUGACUUCUCCUCAAACAGGGCCAGCAAAUCAUAUUGCAGUUCCUGUUUCAGCGCAGCAAUCACAGCAACCGAUGACAUUGGGUAGUAGCCAUAUGAACCAUGCCCAGCAAAUGGUCUCUGGGCAACAAGUUGGAACUCAGCCAGGUCAGCAGGGAAUGCCAAUGAUGGGCAACUUCAUUCCCGCGGUGUCUCCUCAACAAAUGCCACUUAACUUAACUAUGAUGCCUCCACCUGUGACAUCUGUGCCAACUUGUCAAGUCGCACUACAGCCACAGAUGAUGCCAGUCAGCAGUGUAGCUCCUCAUCAAUCUCCAGUGGUUCCAGGAAUCAGUCAAAUGCCAGUCAUUGUGUCAGUUCAGCCUGGUAUAGAUGGACUACCACAUGGUAUGCAACACCUUCCAGAAAAUGUUGGGCAAAUGACUGGAACACCCCAUCUUGUCCAAGUGCACCCUGUUCCCAUGACAACACUCCCUAUGCCACCUCCUUUGCAGCCAAUAACCUGCAGUGAUAUGCCAUUACCUCCAGUGCUUCAGCCCUUGUCAGUCAUGUCACCUGUGGUGCAGAUGUCACUUGCACAGGCGCAGGGACCUGUCAGUGUUCCACAGAACAAUGGUAAUACAACCAGUGAACGCCAACCAGAAUCCCCUAUAUAUGAAGUCAAACUUGACACUCCUGUCAAGGACCAGGCCACUGGAAAGCCACACCCAGCAGCUGGUGUAUCAACUCCAGACAAGGCUAAGGAAGAAAGUAAAUCUGAAAGUCUUAAGGUUGAAAAUGGUGUUGACGAGACAAUAAUAGCAGAAAAUGUUACGAUUACAACUGAGAGUGAAGAUCAAAACACUGACAGCUCUAAAACUGGUGUUAAAGUGGAAGAUUAUGAUAAGUGUUCCAAGAAGGAACAAAAACAUGAAGAAGCUUCAAAUCAUAUCAGUAGUGAUCAAUCAAAUGAGGAAAGUUGA
Molecule: messenger RNA, 3658 nt
Organism: Porites evermanni
Lineage: Eukaryota; Metazoa; Cnidaria; Anthozoa; Scleractinia; Poritidae
Source: the annotation of a GenBank genome assembly